AUGAAACCAUUAUUCGCACCCAUCACUCUAUCGCUCUUCCCGGGGCUGAGCCUCUCGGCCGUCGUGACAGUCACCGUCCCCCCGGCCAUCCCGUCCGACGAGCCGCAGUGGAAGACAACCGACAAGUUCACGUCGGCGAUCCUCAACAGCACCAACUUCUACCGCAGGGAGCACAACGCCACGGCCGUCUCGUGGAACAAGACGCUCGCGUCCUUCGCCGCCGACUACCUCGAACAGAGCGACUGCAAGUUCGAGCACUCGGGCGGUCCGUACGGCGAGAACCUGGCCGAGGGGUAUCCGAACGCCACUGCGAGCGUCGAGGCCUGGGGCAACGAGAGGGACAAGUUCGACUUUGGGGACCCCCGGUUCACGCACGACACGGGCCAUUUCACGCAGCUGGUGUGGAAGAACACCACUGCUGUCGGGUGCGAUAGACGGCUGUGCGGCGAGUCCGGGUGGUAUCUCGUGUGCGAGUACUGGCCGAGGGGGAAUGUCAUCGGGCAGUUUGGGGACGAGGUCGGUCAGGAAAUAUCCGCAGUGGCCGCCAUGUUGAAGCCGAGCAUCGUGUCUGUCGUGGCUCUGGCCAUGUGCGCCGUAAUAUUGGCCGGGGCGUGA
Metarhizium acridum CQMa 102 is the source of this 615-nucleotide messenger RNA. RefSeq lists its product as uncharacterized. Gene Ontology annotation, cellular component: extracellular region. The record is from RefSeq and is a predicted model, not a curated record. Lineage: Eukaryota; Fungi; Ascomycota; Sordariomycetes; Hypocreales; Clavicipitaceae.